AUGGAGCCGCGGCUGGUGGGGCCCGGGCCGUACCGCGCCACCCGCCUGUGGAACGAGAUAAUCGAGCUCUUCCGUGCUGGGAUGCCCUUACGGAAGCAUCGCUGUCGUUUCAAGAGCUACGAGCGAUGCUUCAAAGCCUCGGAGGCAGUGGAAUGUUUACAUGAGCUACUUGGCUCUAACCAAAACUUUGGCCCAGAAGUGACACGCGAUCAAACGGUUAAGCUGCUUAAAAAAUUCCUGAAAAAUCAUGUAAUCGAAGACAUUAAAGGAAGGUGGGGCAAAGAGGACUUUGAAGACGAUGGCCAUUUAUAUCGAUUUCCUCCUUCCUCACCACUGAAGUCAUAUCCAAAGAAACCUUCAUGUGGAAAGGAAGUAAUUAAAUUUCCAGACUGGAGUGAACCAAGGGCUGGCCCUUCUCAAGAACACAUUCCAGUGAAAUCCGUCGCAAUGAACUCUGAGAUGUGGUACAAGCGACACAGCAUAGCUAUCGGGGAAGUACCGGCAUGCAAACUUGUGUCCCGCAGGGAGCUAACACAAACAAAUAUAGAAGAGAUAUGGAAAUCCAUGACUUUAUCACGAUUACAAAAGGUGUUGGGUUUGGAUUCUCUGGAUGAAGUGUUAGACACAAAACUUGUGAAUUCGAAACAUAUAGUUCAAAAUGUAUAUAAUGUCAAUAAGCAAGGCAUUGUCACUUUAGAGGACAAAUCAAAGGAACUACCUCAUUGGAUAUUAUCUGCAAUGAAAUGUCUAGUAAAUUGGCCCAGCUGUUCAGAUCUGAAGCAGCCUACAUACUCAGGCUUUGAAAGAGAUGUCUUCAAAACUAUAGUGGACUACUUUGACCAGAUGAAGGAACCUCUUCUCACAUUUCAUUUUUUUGAUAUUUUUGUUAGUGUGUUAGGACUACUGCAAAAACCCAACAAGGCUGUAGAAGCUCUUCAGAUAUCUUGUCUCCUGCUGCCACCAGAAAAUAGGAAAAGACUACAGCUGUUGGUGAGAAUGAUGGCAAGAAUUAGUCUAAACCAGGAUAUGCCACGUCUUUCUGAAUCAGUGAGGACCAGAACUUUGAUGGUUCAGGCGUUUUCCCGUUGUAUUCUCUGCUCAAAGGACGAAAUAGACUUGGAUGAACUUCUUGCUGCUAAACUAGUAUCUUUUCUCAUGGAUAAUUAUCAAGAGAUCUUAAGUGUUCCUUCUGCUUUAAAGACUUCCAUAGAGGAUCAUGUUGCACAUCUCCAAAGAGUCCAAAUAAAAUAUGCUGGAGCUGAUAGUGAUGCAACACUUCCUCCUCCAUCAUUUUGUCACCAAAUCACUACAGGUGAAUUUGAAUACCAAAGGGCAACUGGCUCUCAAGAACCACUGGCAGCUUUGUUGGAAGAAAUUGUAAUGAAUAAAGAAAUAUCUGUGAAAGAUAAAAAGAAGAAGCUCAAGCAAUUUCAGAAAUCUUACCCUGAAGUGUACAGAGUACGAUUUCCUAGCCCUGAAACCGAAGCGAUGGUAUUUCCUGAAAAAACUAAACAGAAACCACCAAUACUGAUGUGGGCCUUAAAAAAGCCUUUUCAACCAUUUCACAGAACCAGAAGCUUUCGGAUGUAA
This is a messenger RNA of Onychostruthus taczanowskii (white-rumped snowfinch), 1590 nucleotides long. It is a transcript of the gene DEPDC1B, whose product is annotated as DEP domain containing 1B. The record is from RefSeq and is a predicted model, not a curated record. Lineage: Eukaryota; Metazoa; Chordata; Aves; Passeriformes; Passeridae. Gene Ontology annotation, biological process: positive regulation of Wnt signaling pathway; intracellular signal transduction. The coding region runs from base 1 to 1590 and encodes 529 amino acids. The transcript is spliced from 11 exons.